Mus musculus (house mouse) is the source of this 1567-nucleotide messenger RNA. Its product is annotated as zinc finger protein 120-like. Bases 57 to 413 code for a protein of 118 amino acids. The transcript has 4 exons. The record is from RefSeq and is a predicted model, not a curated record. Lineage: Eukaryota; Metazoa; Chordata; Mammalia; Rodentia; Muridae.
UGCGUGACUCUACUGGGUGUUGUGAGAGGAGGUUAGUCAAGCUCAGAACUCCAAACAUGGAUUUAGUCACCUAUGAUGACGUGCAUGUGAACUUCACUCAGGAAGAGUGGGCUUUGCUGGAUGCUUCUCAGAAGAGUCUCUACAAAGGUGUGAUGGUAGAGACCUAUAGGAAUCUCACAGCUAUAGGUUACAGUUGGGAAGAACAUACAAUUGAAGACCAUUUCCAAACUUCUAGAAGUCAUGGAAGGCAUGAAAGAAGUUCUUCUGCAGAGCAACACUCUGAGUUUAUUCAAUGUGGUAAAGCCUUUGCAUAUCAGAGUCAUAGUCAAAGGCAUGAAAGAAUACACAAUGGAGAGAAACACUAUGACUGUAACCAAUGUGGUAAAGACUUUGGAACAAGGAGUGUCCUCUAAAGACUUAAACGAACACAUACAGGAGAGAAACCCUAUGAAUGUAACCACUUUGGUAAAGCCUUUGCAAAAAGGAGUGACCUCCAAAUUCAUAAACGAAUACAUACAGGAGAGAAACCCUAUGAAUGUAACCAAUGUUGUAAAGCCUUUACACGAAGCAGUCAUCUCGGAAUCCAUAAGCGAACACAUACAGGAGAGAAACCCUAUGAAUGUAAGCAAUGUGGUAAAGCCUUUGCACAUAGCUGUACUCUCCAAAUCCAUAAGCGAACACAUACAGGAGAGAAACCCUAUGAAUGUAAACAAUGUGAUAAAGCUUUUGUAAAAAGGGGAGAACUCCAAAUACACAAGCGAACACAUACAGGAGAGAAACCCUAUGAAUGUAAACAAUGUGGUAAAGCCUUUGCACAUAGCAGUACUCUCCAAAUACAUAAGCGAACACACACAGGAGAGAAACCCUGUGAAUGUAAACAAUGUGGUAAAGCCUUUGCACAUAGCAGUACUCUCCAAAUACAUAAGCGAACACAUACAGGAGAGAAACCCUAAGAAUCUAAACAAUGUGGUAAAGCUUUUAAAAGAAGUGGUGACCUUCUAAUACAUAAGCGAAGACAUACAUGAGAGAAACCCUGUGAAUGUAAGCAAUGUGGUAAAGUUUUUAUAAGAAGUGUUGACCUUCAAAUACAUAAGCGAAGACAUACAGGAGAUAAACCCUAUGAAUGUAAACAAUGUGGUAAAGCUUUGCAGAAAGCAGUACUCUCCAGAUAUAUAAGCGAACACGUACAGGAGAGAGACCCUAUGAAUGUAACUAGUGUGGUUAAGCCUUUGCAGGAAGCAGUGGUCUCCAAUGUCAUAAAAGAACACAUACAGGCGAAACACCCCAUGAAUGAAACCAAGGUAGUAAACCCUUUGCAGGAAGCAGUGGUCUUGAAUAUCAUCGAAUACAUACAGCUGAAAAACCCUAUGUAUUUAACCAAUGUGGUAAAGCCUUUGCAGGAAGGAGUGACCUCCAAAGACAAAAGAUCAUACAGAAGAGAAAGUCUAUGAAGGCAUCUAAUGUUAUAAAGUCUUUGCAGCAAGCAUUGAUCUCCACGUAUAUAAAUGAACACAUACCAGAGAGGAACCUUUUAAAUGUAACCAACAUGGUAAAGCUUUUUCAAAAA